Closterium sp. Naga37s-1 is the source of this 1656-nucleotide messenger RNA. The record is from the annotation of a GenBank genome assembly. NCBI's taxonomy places the organism in Eukaryota, Viridiplantae, Streptophyta, Zygnematophyceae, Desmidiales, Closteriaceae.
AUGCAGCACCUGCUUCCUUGUCGAAGUGGGGGAGAUGGCGGGCGGCGUGAGGUGCGCGUGGCGGCGUUGGAGGCGAAGCUGAGGGAGCAGGGCGACGCCAUGGCUGCCAUGCAGCGCGACGUGGCGGAAAUGCGCCGCGCCAUGGCCCUCCUCAAGGGGAUCGCGGCGGCGGGCGCUUCGGCGGAGAAGAGUGAGGGGGAGGGAGCGGGACAAGGGAGUGCGUCGGGAGAGGCAGCGGAGGGUAUUGGCGCGCAGCUGCCAAAAGGCGCGCGGGAAAGCAUUGUUGUUGCACUUGAAGUGGAGGAGGUGAAGGUGCGGUUGGAAGCGGCGAGGGGGGAGGCGCGGGACGCGGCGAGUGAGAUGCGCGGGGAGAUGGGCGCACUGAAGGCGGAGCUUGCGCAAUUGAAGGAAGCGGCGGAACGACAUGCGGCGGAGGUGGCGGACGUGAAGGCGACGGCGGCGCGCAUCAACGACCUUGAGCUGGCACUUGCCGCACUCAAAGACGGCCGUGCGGAGAAGAGCCGCGCCGACCGCAGCGAGGGCAGCGCGGGGGAACAUGCGGAGGCGGAGAGGCACGAGGGGAAGAGGCGGAAGAGGGACGAGGCGUGCAAGGAGGAGGAGAUGGCAGAUGCCGCUGUGGGAGUUGGGCCUCCGCCGUUUACCGAUGGUGGUGCCGUUGUUGAGAAGCGGGAUGAGGCGGAAGAGGAUGGCGAAGCGAAGGGGCGGAAGAAUCAUGGAGCGCGCGACACAAAGACUGAUCUGCAGAGGCUGAUGGCGCUAGUGGAAGCGGUGGAGAAUGCGAGCGCUAGUGGAAGCAAGAUGUGGGAGAUUUUCCGGCGGAAAGCGGCGGAGCCGCUGAUCGGCAACGUGACGACCAUCGACUUCUGCCCCUCCGCGCCCUUCCGCUUCGCCGCCACCCACUCCACUCGCGUGCGCCACUCUCGCCCCUCCCACCCGCUCUCCGCUCACCGUUCCGCUCCCCCUUUCGCUCCGCUCUCCCUCCGCGCCCUCCCACUUCGCCGCCACCACCUCCACCCGCGUGCGACCUGUUGUUUUCUCAAUCUCGACCUGUGUGUGUGCGUUGGUAACACGUGCAACAACUCCCAACCCCCCUGUGCGUGUGACGCCACGAACCCCAUGGCAGGUGACGGUGCGUUCAGCGGGCGGUUCAGGGCGGAUGGCAAGCUGCUGGUGGCAGGCGGGGACCGAGGCAUCGUGCAGCCGGGCACAGGGGGCUGUCAUGGGGGAGGGGAGAGUGGGAAGCACAGCGGCAGGGAGGGGCACAGAGGGAGUGAGGGGGGUUGUGGGGCAGUGGCAGCGGUUAUAUGGGGAGCUGAGGGGAACGGAGAGCGUCCGCAGGUGGCAGUAUGGGACAUGCUGAAGGGUGGGGCAACCACCACACCUCUCCUCUCCUCACAACCCGUUCAACAGCAGCACGAUAGAAGCGGCGGCGGAAGCGCAGCGCUGACCCCAGUGGCAUCAGUGACGUCCCACUUGCAGCCACUGGGGCACUUGCCGCUGUACGUACCGGGCACCCACCGGAAGGCCGUCACGUGCCUGCACACGUUCAGAUUCCCGGCAGAGGACUGCUUAGUGGAGCAGCGAGCGAGAGCAUGGAGAGUGAGGCAAGUGUGUGCGGCAGCAACAGCAGAGUGA